AUGAGUAGUGAGGAUGACGAGGAAGACGAGGAUGAUGAGGAAGAUGACAUUGAUGAGUUGAAUUUAGGUGUUGAUGUUGAUGUGCAGCAUACUCCACCCGAUAGUGAUGUUGAAGCUGAUAUGGAAAGAUUUCCGACUUUUAAGGAAACUACAAAACUUGAAGUAGGGAUGACGUUCAAGGAUAAAUUUCAAAUCAAAUAUGCCAUAAAGGAGUAUGCAAUGUUCAACAAGAAGAAUUUUGUGUUCAAGAAAAAUGACAAGAAGAGAAUAGUUGUUAAAUGUAUAGAUGGUUAUCCAUUUUAUAUUAGGUUUAGCGUGAGGACUACCAACCAAUAUUGGCAACUCGUUAGCUUAACUGGUCGACAUAGUUGUCAUAGGACAGCCAAGAAUAGACAAGAUCAAGCUUAUAAAGCGAAGAAAAAAGCAAUAGAAUUGAUUCAAGGUGUUGGCCGUGAACAAUUCAAACAUCAUAUGAGUUAUGCUGAGGAGUUGUUAAAGUCAAAUCCAAACUCUACAGUUAAAAUUAAAUGUGAUGAUUCAGAUGUUGGUCCUGUUUUUGAAAGAAUAUAUGUGUGCUUAGAAGCUUGUAAGGCAGCAUUUGCAACCACUUGUAGGCCUUUAAUUAGAUUGGAUGCUUGUUUUCUGAAAGGUGACUUUGGAGGUCAGUUAAUAGGUGUUAUUGGUAAGGAUGGAAAUAACAAGAUUUAUCCAAUCGCUUAUGUCGAUGUGGAAGCUGAAAUAAAAGACUUUUAG
Lathyrus oleraceus (garden pea) is the source of this 753-nucleotide messenger RNA. RefSeq lists its product as uncharacterized. The transcript is spliced from 3 exons. The coding region runs from base 1 to 753 and encodes 250 amino acids. The record is from RefSeq and is a predicted model, not a curated record. NCBI's taxonomy places the organism in Eukaryota, Viridiplantae, Streptophyta, Magnoliopsida, Fabales, Fabaceae.